UGCUCUCCUUUAUGCAACUAACCUGCUGCUGCUGCUGCUGCUGCUGCUGCUACAUACCACACAAAUUCUGGACUUUAGUCCUGUUACUUCAGUGCCAACGCCCUCCGAGCUGCUCAGACUGUCAGAGCUGGACGACAGUCAGCCGUCUGCUGUGAGGGAGGCUGGACGUACAAACAACAAGCUCGGGUUGACACGUGAAAUCUGUUGGCUGAGACGCUCUCGAGAUGUACCGACUGACCUUGGUAGUACUUGCAGUGCUGCUCUGCUCUUCACCUUUGGUAAAUGGAGGGAAAGUCUUGGUAUUCCCUGUGGAUGGAAGCCACUGGGUCAACAUGAAAGUCCUCAUCGAGGAGCUUCACUCCAGAGGCCAUGAAAUUACAGUGGUGCGGCCAUCAGACAGCUGGUACAUCAAGCCAGAUUCCCCUCACUACCAGUCCAUCACUUUAAAUUCCUCUGCUGGUUUUGAUGCGAAACACUUUGGGUCAUUUAUAUCCGCAAUGCUGAACAUGCGGAGGGAAGGUGCUUCAUUUUGGUCUCGUAUAUCUCUGGAAUAUGAACUGGUGGUACAAUUCUAUGAGAUGCAUAAGAAGGUGCUUCAGAUGGUGGGGGAGAUGUUUGAGAAUACCAAACUGAUGCAGAACCUCCACGAUGCCAAAUAUGAUUUGGUUCUGACGGACCCUGCAAUUGGUGGAGGGGUGCUUCUGGGUCACCGUUUGGGUCUUCCACUUGUCUUAAAUGUGAGGUGGACUGUUGAGGGUGAGGGGCAUCAGGCAAUUGCACCUUCCCCGAUAUCCUAUAUCCCAAUACCUGGGACAGAGCUGACUGACAAGAUGACAUUUCCCCAGCGGCUCAAGAACUUCCUGUACUAUUUCUUCACGUGUUUUCAAAUUUGGUACGUCACAGAACCGAACUACAAACCAUUUGUCCAUCGUUACUUCGGAAAAGACGUACAUUACAUGGAGCUGUUUCAGGCGGCAGACAUCUGGCUGAUGAGGAACGAUUUUACCUUUGAGUUCCCCCGACCCACAAUGCCAAACAUCAUCUACAUGUCAGGAUUUCAGUGCAAACCCUCCAAGCCCCUGUCUAAAGAACUAGAGGAUUUUGUCCAGAGCUCUGGUGAACAUGGCGUCAUCGUUAUGACAUUGGGAACCCUGGUGGCAAAACUUCCUGAGGACAUUGCUGAGGACAUUGCCGCUGCUUUUGCCCAACUUCCUCAGAAGGUGAUCUGGAGGCACGAAGGCAAAAGACCAUCAACCCUCGGCAACAACACCUUACUCUUGGACUGGCUGCCUCAAAACGACCUCCUGGGUCACCCCAAGACCAGAGUGUUUGUGGCCCAUGGAGGCACCAAUGGAAUCCAGGAGGCCAUCUACCACGGCGUCCCCCUGGUCGGCCUGCCCCUCAUGUUCGACCAGCCUGACAACUUCUUCAGGAUGAAAGCAAGAGGUGUGGCAAAAGUCCUGGACAUUGCAACUGUGAACAAAGACAACUUCCUGGAGGCACUGAAGGAGGUACUCUAUGAACCGACCUACAGGGAGAAGAUGAAGGCUCUGUCCAACCUGCAGAGAGAUCAGCCCAUAAAACCACUGGACCACGCCAUGUUCUGGAUUGAGUUUGUCAUGAGGCACAAAGGUGCGCCGCAUCUAAGGACUGAUUCUUACAAGAUGUCCAAGAUCCAGUACUACUCGAUUGAUGUGGUGGCGUUUCUUCUGGCAGUUAUUUUACUAGUAUUAACUGUUUUUAUUACUGCAGCAAAGUUUUUGUGGCGGAGAGUGUUUUCUAGAAGCAAAGUCAAAAAGGAAUGAUGAAUGUGCUGCAAGAUAGUCACAUUUUAUGGAUCCUGAUUUCUUGCAAAGAAACUGUUCUGUUCUGGAUUUAGAGUCAUGUACAGAUUCCUAACAUGCCUGAGUGUCUGUAGCUGAAUGCACCCACAAACCUCCUAAUGUCUAAUGACUUCAGCCAAAGAGGUCAUGUUCCUGUUCUGUUUGUUUGUUUGUGUUUGUUAGUUAGCAGGAUAUCUCAAAAAUAUGUAGUUAAUUUACAGUGCAAUUGUAAAGUCAGGUGAUCAGUUUUUAGUCCAUAUCCAGGAAUUUUUAGAAAGAUCUCUUGCAGGUUUUUCAAAACAUUUUUCUUAUUCUCACAAACUUCCGCACUUACUUGAAUGAAAUGAAAUAAGACUUAGAAUUUUAUAGAAACUGGCACAUGUAUCUUGUGAUUGUCUAUCACUAGGGCUGGGCGAUGAUUCAAUAUUGUGUAUGACUUUUAGUGAUGAUAUGAUGUUGUCAUAUUAUUGUUCCACAAAUGUACCAAAUAAUGAUUUUGAACAAGCUAUAACUAAAAAUGAGGGACUACACCGUCCUAUAACUAAAAACUUACAAAAUGAUUUAUUGGCAAGUUUUGUUUUACACAUAUGAAGAGUUUGGUCUUGUGUACUGCAUAACAGUGGAACAAAAAUGUGAUUAUUUUAUAUGUACCUUUGCAUAUAUUCAAGGAUUCAAUAUAUGUUUUAUCAUGUGAUACUAGUCUGCAAAUACAUAAUUAAAUAUUUGUGUCCUAGUUGCUCCCUGGACAAUACAUAUAUAUAUAUAUAUAUAUAUACACACACACACACAGUAAUAUUUACACACUGGACCAUAUACUGUAUGUACAGCUUACAACUAUAAUGACAUACUGUAUAAACAAAUACAGUAUAAAAUAAUAAACAUUAGAAAAUAUCAUUAUUAAUAUCAUAAUCAUGAUUACAACUAUAUCGCCCAACCCAAUCGAUCGCUUGUUUUUUAUGCAGAUGUGAAUGCAGAUGCAGGUUAAAGAAUACAGAACAUUUUCUAUUAUUAAAUGUUCAACUAAUUUAACCAACUGUACAGAUUUGAUAAAGGUAUGCACACUCUGACAGCAUUUUAGUUUGUAAUUUGUAUUUUUCUUACUUGUGUUUUUUCUUAUUUUUUAGAGGUAAUUGAAAGAAAUAUUUCAUUAAAUUAAUAAAUUCCAUACUUAGUUCACUCAUCCAGCAACAUUUGUUGUCGUCUUUGUCCAGUUAUGUAUCAAACAUCUUAUAAUUUUCAUUCUCAACGUUGUAUUUUCUGCAUUAAAAAAGAAAACAACGGACCAUACAACUGUACAUGUUUACUGGAAGGACAUUAAGGCACAAGGACAAGAACAAGUUGUGUUAAUGCUUAAUAAUGGGUAUUGUCUUGUUAAACAAAGGAUAAAUAAAAUAAAUGGUGACAUAUUAAA
Siniperca chuatsi (mandarin fish) is the source of this 3234-nucleotide messenger RNA. Its product is annotated as UDP-glucuronosyltransferase 2B31-like. Gene Ontology annotation, molecular function: UDP-glycosyltransferase activity. The record is from RefSeq and is a predicted model, not a curated record. Lineage: Eukaryota; Metazoa; Chordata; Actinopteri; Centrarchiformes; Sinipercidae. Bases 225 to 1805 code for a protein of 526 amino acids. The transcript has 2 exons.